AGUGGCUUUCAAAAUAAAAGCCCUAGCUACACGCCGAGUUUCCAGCAACCUUGAAUCCGAAAGCAACGGCGUUGACGGCGCAUGGCAGAGCAAGAAGACCUACAGGACAUAGAUCCCAUCUCCACUCUUCUUCUACCGGAAUAUCAUGAAAACGGAUUCGACAUGCUGGCAGACGGCGCAGCCAAACAACAGCUGCAGCACCGCCAUUACCUCUCUUCUAUUGACUCUACGAUACUCAUCAGGCAGCUCCCAUCGCAAGGCCUCUCCUUCCAACUCUGGCCGGCAGCAACCACGCUCCUCACUCUCCUUGAUCGCCACCGCUCCCAUUCCGCUACCAGCCAACUCUCAUCGAUCCUCGCUGCCUUAUCAUCCAACAACUCGCCUCUCAAUGUACUCGAGCUCGGUUCCGGCACUGGCCUGGCCGGAAUCGCAGCAGCUAUCACUCUCGGUGCCAAUGUCACGGUAACUGACCUACCUCACGUGAUUCCUAACCUCCAAUUCAACGUCGACGCCAAUGCUAACACGGUGGCUCUUCAAGGCGGGAGCGUCAAGGUGGCGCCACUCAGGUGGGGAGUGGAUGGUGAUGGUGAUGUGGAGAUUAUAGGAAGGGAUUUUGAUGUAAUAUUGGCAUCUGAUGUGGUUUACCAUGAUCAUCUUUACGAGCCUCUGCUUUAUACGCUGCGUGUGCUAGUGGGCGUAGGCGAGCAGAAGAAGAAGAAUGUGUUUGUCAUGGCUCAUUUGAGGAGGUGGAAGAAGGAUUCCGUGUUCUUCAAGAGGGCAAGGAAAUGGUUUGAUGUUGAGGCUUUUCACAUGGACAAACCGUGCGAUGGGUCAAGAAUUGGUGUUGUGGUUUACAGUUUUGUUCGCAAGAGUCAAAAAUUGCAAACCGGGCUAGUAAACAAUCAGUCAUCAUCAAUGAAAUGAAUGCGUCUAUUUUUUUUCAUGCA
Molecule: messenger RNA, 947 nt
Organism: Hevea brasiliensis (rubber tree)
Lineage: Eukaryota; Viridiplantae; Streptophyta; Magnoliopsida; Malpighiales; Euphorbiaceae
Exons: 1
Coding region: 82-924 (280 amino acids)
Source: RefSeq, a predicted model, not a curated record